Messenger RNA from Durusdinium trenchii, 1221 nucleotides. Lineage: Eukaryota; Dinophyceae; Suessiales; Symbiodiniaceae. The record is from the annotation of a GenBank genome assembly.
AUGCCUGAACGUCCAGGAAGCCAGCGAGCUUCUGAGAAGAAGUUGGAGACUCCGCAAGAAGAUGACGCCUCUCGAGAGUCUAUCAAAGGUGACACAGUCAUCCACGUCAUUGAUGACAUCCGGCAGAUUCGAAAGGAUUUCUACUGCAAGCAAUCGCAGCUGCUGGAGCACAUGAAGUAUUUCGAAGCCUGUCUCGCUGGUGUGUCUCCAGAUGAUGAAGUGGAAAUCUCAGUGCACUGUGACAUCAAGGUCUUUGAGUGGUUAGUAGAGUACAUGGAUGGUUCACGACAAGUCUCUAGUUUGGAGGCCAAGGAUGUUGUGGCCAUCCUGAUCUCUGCAGACUUCUUGCAGAUGCAAGCCCUUGUUGAGCAGUGCCUCGAAGCAAUGUAUAACUCCUUGACCGAGAUCCUAGCCCUGCCAUUGGACCUUGGCUGCUUGCCAGAACGCUUGGUGGCGAGCCUGGCCUCGCAGGUGAAAGUGGCAGAACUGGAGAAGCUACAGGAUGACCAUGAUCGUCUUUUGAGCCGUCUAUAUGCCCACAAGCUACUGGCACUUCUCUCGCUGGAGCAGAACGUGCUGUUUUGCUGCAGCCGUUGCCAAAGGCUCUUCACUGCAGACGAGUGCCUUUACCAGCACUGUGCAGAGACUACAGGCAUGGAGCUUUCAACAACGAAGUCAGUGCCAGCAUUGUUGCAGCACAGUGCAGAUGCAACUUGGGAUGUGGGUGAAUUCCUACAUCACCUUCGUGAACGCCAUUCAUGGCCGCAACUCUUCUGGAAGACAUGGGCCAGGCUGCAGCGGUUUCAAUGCAACCUUUGCCAAAUGACUUUUUGUGGUCUUGAGCUGAAUCGAUGUCACUUUCAUCCGCCGCUGGUUGGUCAGGAGUCCGUGGCGAUCCAAGACCCAAAUCAUGGAGGAGGUGAAAUGAGGCAGCAUGAGCCAAAGUUGUCAUCAAUAGAGGAGGAGGUCGCCAUCGAAACUUUGAGAAGGCACCAGGAUGAGAUCUGUAAGGACUGCGAGUCUUUGCUUUUCGCGCCCGUUUUGAACUCCAAAGGCCUACAGGUGGACGCGAAAGGCGAAGAGGAACCUGAACGGGUCCUUGAAAUCCGUGCGCGUUAUUGCUGUGAGCCUCCUCCAGAGCAUUCUGCGACAGCAGCACCAAGCACCCAAGCCAGUCAAGUGCAGACCAUGCAUGACAAUGCAAAUCAGUGUUCUUUUUGA